UGCUGAGAAAGGGCCAGAAGCAGCCCUGGAAAAAAUCACAUACUGACUCAUGAACAGUGGGCCGAUCAGUCCUCCUGGCAUCCCACGAUGCAUCACUCCUCACCCCCACUGCCCACCCUCUACCCCUUCCAGGGUAUCUCAGCUGUGUCCCCACUCCCUCCUGGACUAUGCCCCCAGCAGCAGUGGGGUGGGCGGUGAAUGAUUUCCCCCCUGCCUGCCCCUAGCCAGGCCCCAUCCCACUGCCCCCUUCGCCGGGGCCCAGACGCUUCUGUGUCACCUGCAAUUGACUCAUCCCUUCCGGCCACGCCUCCCCACCCUAUAAAUACCCCCAGGGCCCAAGGAAGUUAGGCCAGGAGCAUGGAGGAUUCAGGAGCUGCUACAGAGCCUCCGCUGCUUGUCACAGGGGCUCCAGGCUCCCAGCCAUGCGAGCUGCCCAUGCCUCAGACCAAGGUCUUCCGGUACCGCAGCUGGGACAUCAACCAACAGUCCUUGUAUCUGCGCAAUGACCAGCUGGUGGCCGGGUACCUGCAGGGCCCCAACACUGCCCUGGAGGAGAAGAUCUACUGGGUGCCCAGCCGAGGCUUCAAGCAGAAUAAGUUGCCCAUCGUGCUAGGCAUCCAAAGUGGCACACGCUGCCUAGCCUGCAGCGGCACAACCCAGCCUGAGCUGGUGCUGGAGGAUGUAAACAUCACAGCAGCAGCAGCACAGGCAGGGCAGGCAGAGCCCCGCUGGACCUUCUUCCGCUCCUACCAGGAUGGUGCCUGGCGCUUUGAGGCAGGCUUUGAGGCAGCUGCACGGCCUGGCUGCUUCCUCAGCACCGCAGCCCAGCCUGGGCAGCCUCUGGCACUUGCCCAUCCCCCGGACCCAGCCCGUGUCCUUGAUUUCUACUUCCAGGGCUGCUGAGAGCCUCACCCAGCAUCCACCGCCAUUGUUAUGUUCCAGAGUGAACACCCCGAAACUGAGGAGCCCGGAGGCAGUGGGGGUGCAGAACCCUAUUCAACACCCCAGCCAGCAUUAGGUUCCAGAGUGAAUACCCAAGACUGAGGAGCCCAGAGGUGGUGAAGGUGGAGACUCCACAACCUCUCAUGGCAGCCCCAUCCAUCACUGCCACCCUAUACAGCAUUAGGUUCUGGAGUGAACACCCCACAAGACGGCCGUGCCCAGAAGCCAUGGGAACAGCCAGCGCAAUUCAUUGCCCUGCUUCCCUCAUUAGGGUCCAGAAUGAACCCUCAACCCUAAGUCACCCAGACACUGUCGGGAUGGACAGUUCCAUCCACUCCUAAACCCUGUCCUUGGGUUCCAGGGUGAACAACCCGCCAAGACCAAGGAGCCCAGACACCAGAGGUGGGCAGCCUUCACAUACCACCUGUUACAUCAUUAGGUUCCAGAGUUAGCACCACCACAAACUGCAGUGAGUGUUGGCAACCCCAACCCCACCCACUGCCCUCCAUACCCAUUGUUAGAUUCCAGAGUGAACACACCCAGCAACUGAGAAGCCAAGCACUGCAGAGAUGGGUGGCCUUCUCCCAUUGCCCCCACCCAUCAUUAGGGCCCAGAGAGAAUGCUCCCCAUCAAUGCAUCCCCAUUCCCCCCAUGUACAUAGCCCCUGCACAAUCACCCUCUGAAUAAACCUUGCUGUCCUGA
Messenger RNA from Alligator sinensis (Chinese alligator), 1644 nucleotides. RefSeq names its product interleukin-1 family member 10. Gene Ontology annotation, molecular function: interleukin-1 receptor binding; cytokine activity. Bases 358 to 903 code for a protein of 181 amino acids. The transcript has 5 exons. The record is from RefSeq and is a predicted model, not a curated record. NCBI's taxonomy places the organism in Eukaryota, Metazoa, Chordata, Crocodylia, Alligatoridae. Gene Ontology annotation, biological process: positive regulation of gene expression; inflammatory response to antigenic stimulus; cytokine-mediated signaling pathway.